Molecule: messenger RNA, 3449 nt
Organism: Gamsiella multidivaricata
Lineage: Eukaryota; Fungi; Mortierellomycota; Mortierellomycetes; Mortierellales; Mortierellaceae
Exons: 6
Coding region: 242-3319 (1025 amino acids)
Molecular function (GO): lipid binding
Source: RefSeq, a predicted model, not a curated record
UUCUCCGUGCACUGUCCUUCCAAAGCAAAUUGGCGCUGUUCCCUCCCCUUUUUUAAGCCCAUCUUCCCCGCAACAACUGACAGAACACAGCUAAAGCAAUUGACCGGAAUAUCCGCGUUGUUGCCGUUGUCUAUUUACGUCUUCUUUCCGUCAUUCUCUCCAGCUGCCCUCUUUCCUCAGUCCCUUUCGGCUCCUUCUUCUGCCUCGAGGUCUCCAAGGGGCCUUCAAUUAAUAUUUAGCCAUGAAGGGACCAAGUCGGUCAGAGUUGAUGCUUGCAGAUGAAAAUCUGGAGUGGAUUGAGCAGCACCACCGUAAUACAAGCGGAAAGAUUGGGCCAGGACUCGACAAUCUAAGUGGGGAUGAAUCCGACUGUGCAGAGAAGCACAAGCAAUCCCAAUUUUAUACACCCGACCCACGAAAAUGGACAAAGGAAUAUCAUAUCGAUCAGGCCAUCCAGGCAAUCAAACUCCUCAAGGCAGCCUCAAAACCAACUGGCUGGAAGAAACUCCUCAAGCACAAAUCCGGCUGCCUAGUCUAUCAGUCCACAAACAAUGGAGACAAACAUCCCACAUUUAAGGGAGAGCAUGUCGUUCGUGGCUAUCGGGCACAGGACGUCUUUUCGGUAGUAGGCGUACGGAAGCUGUGGGAUGAUUGGUAUGAUGAGCUAAGCUGCGUGGAAUCUUACGACGAUGCGACUAAUCUCAUGUACAUGGUUAUGAAGAGUACACUUUCAUCAAAAACACGGGAUAUAUCCAUGGUAGAGAGGAUAGAAAUGGAGCGCGACGGGACUAUUUACUUCGCUUCGUGUUCUGUGGAGUCCAGCAAAAUCCCCCGGAUAUCAGGCAAAGUCCGAGCUGAUAUCUUUGUCGCAGGAUGGAUAAUCCAGCCUCUGCCCUCCAACCCGCCAAUCAGCAAGAUUACCUAUGUAAUUCAGACAGACUUACUGAGCAGGCUUCCAAAAUUCAUCGCACGAAGAGCGCUCGCAAAGCGGCCACUUGUUAUCACCACUAUCGAGACGCAUCUGAAAAAGAACGGCGCACCUAUGGUCAUGUCCACCCUUGUCUCAAAAAUUGCCAACCGACACCGCAGCCUUAGUGAGCCUCUUAAACCUGACCGGUUCACUUUUGCGGAGCAGGAGGCUGAGGAAAAGGUGCAGUCCGGAUCAGCAUUCCUCUCGCCUCUUGGACCUUUUGACCCGGAAAAGGAUGUAGAGCGGCUAGACGACAGAGACGACUCGGAGGAUGAAGACAUUCGAUUAGAUAUGGCAGUAGCCAAGGACAACUCGCCUGCCUGGAACUCCAUGAAUCCUGUUGCUCCCAGUCUUAUAUCGAAUCAGUCUCUCGCUCCUUCGAUCUUCACGCCAGAGUUCGUAGAGAACAAUGCCGCCAUCGGAGAUACGGCACUUUUUGGCGACUCGCAGCUGUUUGGCAAGGGUGGCAUCGUGGGGGGCACACUUCGGCACGAGGAUGAGACAUCCGUGGAAUCCUAUGACGAGCCACGGUCGCAUUCAUCUCAAAUCGCGCACAAAUCGGCUCCUGGUUACGAACAAGGCAGACCACUAUUGCCUCCACAGGUCGCCAGGACAGCAUCUAUAGAAUCAGAUACCCGGCAUCAACAGGAGAUCUAUGGAGGAUCUUCAAUGACACCGCCCCAAAGGAUAGAAUCGCGAUCCAGUUCCAGACCUAGGAAUGCUGCAUCAUCAACCAUAACACGGUCAAACCCGCCGCAUGUUGUGACCCCGGCUACGCCUCCUCUAACGCCUACUACAUCGAUCGAUGGCAAGGACGCAACAUCCGAUUCAGACGCCUCUAUCACGCCCAAAGUCAAGGUUGUUCCACGAGCACCAAAACAACAUGUCCCUCUGGAUACUGCCCUGCCUGCACGGCCGAGCUCGAUGGCAUUUGCAGCAUUUGGUAUGCGGUCACCCUCGGACAUCAUGGAGGCUCGUCGCCACAGCACUUUGAUCAGUCGAAGCUCCUCAUUUGCGCCCCGCCACAGCCAGAUCAUGCCCAUCCGCGGGAACCCCCACAUCACCCUCCAUGGACUAAACAGAGCAUCAACACCUAUCGGCCAGCUUUCCAACGCAAUGAAGAGAAGUUCGACUGCCUUUAGUCUGGAUUCCAACCGGUCGUCGACACAACUCACGCCAAUGUUGGUUCUUCCGCACCGCCAUUCUGAGACAGCUCGCAAGGCGUUAGCCAUGUUUAAGGUGUUGGCUGCUAGUCCUGAGGACCGCUGGAGAGUUGUGUCGAGCGAUGGUACUUUUAAGAGCUACAGUAGAAUUAUUUCAGGUGCAGGACUUCCCAUGCUUCGAGGUGAAGGAAUCAUCUCAGGAGGUUGGACUGUCGAGCAGAUCAACGCCGUGAUCGAGUCCGCAGGCUGUCGGCAGAUCUGGGACGAGCGUUUUGAGAACAUGUCGAUUGCGGAGACCUUCAAUGCGAACGAAUAUCUCUUUCAUGUCACCCUUCGGGGCAUUGGUUCCUUGACUGGUCGAGACCUCGCAGGAGUCACCAUCAUUGAUCGCGACCCCCAGACGUCGGCGCUAUACAACGUUUCGACGUCAGUUCUUGACUCUACGAUUCCUGAAGACCCUGGCCGCAUUCGUGCUCUCCUCGAACUUUCUGGCUGGUCAUUGCGACCAAUCUUUGAUGGUCAAGGCAACACAGUUUCCGUCAAUGUUACGUUUGUGAUCCAAAUUGAUAUCCGAGGAACGCUGCCGAAUUCAGUUAUCAAGUCGGUGACGGCUAGUAUGAUGACAGCCGUCGCUCGUUUGAAUCAAUUCAUCAACAAGACAGGGUACCCGCCAUACGCCUCCCAUAUUUCAGGAAGCCGCCUCUUUGACACGUUCGACCCCAAGACUGGACACUUUGAGCUCUGCUACAAGACCUCUCCUGGCUGGACGGAAGUCCGAGUCGGAAGGAAGGUGUACAGAGAGGGCUAUGACUUCUUCAUCAAGCCCGAUGAUCCAACCGUGCGCGUCGAGCUGGCUCCAGAUUUCGGCGGUGUUCGCGUCUUCACGACACUAGAUCAUGAAGGCCAGAGCAUCAUCGCCCAAGUGACCAGGAAAGGACAGAAUGAUGGCAACCCCUCCAAGCAACAGUCGCUGCAACGGCCACAAGGCGACGACAAUGCCGACGACGAGGACAAGUCGGAUCAACAUGCGCGAGACUCGUUGGUGCCAAGGCGGACAAGGGAUAGUCGGGUGUAUGAAUCCUCAACACCCACGUACGGCGGUCCGUCACUGCGAAAGUCGUCGAGCCAUCUAAAGAGCUUCUACGGCACCCAAGGCCUCUCCGGAGUCCGAGAGGAGUCGCUCUAGGAGCCGCACACCCCGUAGUCUGGGCAGCGUGUCUACAGGUGCUCCUCCGCCCUCACUUCCACGUCGCUCUAGCUCACUCAGUCGCUACUCCGUUCCCAUCGCCCCGUAUCUUCCUCAGGCUAACGCACCA